UGUGUGUGUGUAUGUAACCACCCGUGUAGUCCCGCCCUUGACAUGGGGAUAGAUGAAUGACAUCUCAACUAGCCAAUCGUAGACGACUUAUAAACCCGUGCAGCAAAUCCUGUCGUAGGGGGCGGGAUUUCUCGGAACACAGAAGAUCCAGCAUGUUUUACCAGAACCUCAGUCCGGAUGUUGUAAGGAGAGGGAACGCGAUGGAGUAUUACAGCAAUGGAUUUUGCAGAGAACGCAGUGAAGAAAGGACACUCAAGGUCACCUUGCUUGGAUAUAAGGUCAUGGAGGAAAAAACCAAGUUUACAGUCUACAAGAUCUUAGUGAAGCGUGCACCAGAAGAGAGCUGGCACAUUUUUAGACGAUACACAGACUUUUCUCGACUACAUGACAAGCUGAAGGAGGCGUUUCCUUCGUUUAACUUUACCCUACCACCCAAGCGUUGGUUCAAGAACUUCAGCGCUGAAUUUCUAGAAGAGAGACAACUGGGCCUACAAAACUUUCUACAAAACCUGAUUGCUCAUAAAGAUGUGAGAAUUAGGUACUUACAUUACGCUAUAUGUCAUGGUUCCCUCCCCCUUAUGUUGAUCCAAACCUGUAUGGCAUUCUUUCAUCUGCAGAACUCAAAUGAGGCAGUCAGAGAAUUCCUACGUCUGGAUGACCCACCCACUGCUUUUGACGAUAUUAGAGAGAAAUGGGCCUUCUGUGAGACACCGGGAGGGACCAACGGUUGCCUUCAAAGAGACUUAAUGGAUGAAGAGAGAGAGACUGAGUCCCUGAGAAAUGUCCUGCUGCACAAAGAACUCCUAAUCAGCCAGCCGGAGCGAACAAAGAAUGGCAUGUAUCGAACCCAAGAGAAGCUGAACAGAGAGCCCAGAGACGUUUUAACAGCACAGGAAUAUAAAGAAGUGGAGAGAGAUGCCCUCAGGAGACCAAAUAAAUGCUCUGAACUGGGGUUCAUAAGGACUCAUGGAGCGUGCUGGUGCGGAUCAGCAAAUAAAAGUCCAGAAAAGCACAGUUCCAAGAAACCCAUCAAAUAAAUAAUAAUAAUAAUAAAAACUGCAAAUAGGGCACUUUCUUCAAAUCUUCUGUUUGUUCUUGGUCCAUAAUAAGAACAGAAAAACUGUUUUGUUUUGGAUGAAUCAAAACUGAUUGAUUCCAGAAAAUGAUUUGGAGCACAAACACUUUUAAUAACUUAACUUAAAAUAUGAUGUUUGUGAGUACAUGAUUCUAUAAGGUUUGUUUCAUAGAGAUUUUAUGGGACAUCUGCGACAUCUGUGACUUUAGCAGCCAAAGAAGCAACUUCACCUGCUCUCUGAUACAUUCUUCUAUACAAUUUUCUGUUCAUUACCCAGAUUUUUGACUUCUGUUUUGGAUUACUCACAUUUGUGCUUUUGUGAUUUGGAUUGUGGAAUAAAUUGAUACACUCAGAUU
Molecule: messenger RNA, 1431 nt
Organism: Carassius carassius (crucian carp)
Lineage: Eukaryota; Metazoa; Chordata; Actinopteri; Cypriniformes; Cyprinidae
Product: sorting nexin-16-like
Exons: 8
Coding region: 57-1037 (326 amino acids)
Biological process (GO): endosome to lysosome transport; protein targeting to lysosome; early endosome to late endosome transport
Cellular component (GO): early endosome; extrinsic component of endosome membrane; late endosome
Molecular function (GO): phosphatidylinositol binding
Source: RefSeq, a predicted model, not a curated record